Pleuronectes platessa (European plaice) is the source of this 4558-nucleotide messenger RNA. RefSeq names its product TLE family member 2, transcriptional corepressor b (gene tle2b). Gene Ontology annotation, molecular function: transcription corepressor activity; protein binding. The record is from RefSeq and is a predicted model, not a curated record. Lineage: Eukaryota; Metazoa; Chordata; Actinopteri; Pleuronectiformes; Pleuronectidae. Gene Ontology annotation, cellular component: transcription regulator complex; nucleus. Gene Ontology annotation, biological process: negative regulation of canonical Wnt signaling pathway; regulation of DNA-templated transcription.
GUACCCUUGCAGCCUGGCCAGUCUUUCAAGUUCACAGUCCUGGAAACUCUGGACCGAAUCAAGGAGGAAUUCCAGUUCCUCCAGGCCCAGUAUCACAGCCUGAAGCUGGAGUGUGAGAAGCUGGCCAGUGAGAAGACGGAGAUGCAGAGGCACUACAUCAUGUACUAUGAGAUGUCCUACGGUCUCAACAUUGAGAUGCAUAAGCAGGCGGAGAUUGUCAAGCGUCUCAGUGCCAUCUGUGCUCAGAUCAUCCCCUUCCUCUCUCAAGAGCACCAGCAACAAGUGGUCCAAGCAGUGGAGAGAGCCAAGCAGGUCACCAUGGCAGAACUCAACGCCAUUAUCGGGCAGCAGCAGCUCCAGCACCUGUCUCACCACGCCCCCGGCAUUCCCCUGACACCACACCCGUCAGGCCUGUCCCUGGGCGCGGGAGGAUCGGGGCUCCUGGCGCUGACCGGGGCCCUGGGGGUCUCAGCCCACCUUGCAUCCAAAGAUGAGCGCAACCACCUCGACGCUGAACAUCUUCGAGAGGGAGCACCCAGCAGGAGUAAGUCAGUGUCAUCAACAGACAGUCAGCCCACUGAGGAGCGGCAGGGCCCGUCAGGAGGCUACUCCUCCUCACAGGGAGGAGCUGAGGCCAAGCGGAGGCGCUGUGAUGACAAAGAGCCUCUUCAACCACACUCCUAUGACAGUGAUGGGGACAAAAGUGAAGACAAUCUUGUGGUGGACGUCUCCAAUGAGGAGCCAAACUCUCCCCCAGGCACCCCUCCUCACUCCCCACACGGGAACGGUUUAGACCGGGCCCCCACCUUAAGGAAAGAGCUGCCGGGCUGCUCGAGCACAGGAGAGGCCCCCUCCACCCCGAAUCCCCGCAGCCCCACCCCAGGCAAGGCCAAGGACCUUUCACAGAUGGAUAAGUCCCAGUCUCCAUUGUCUAAGUCUGGCACCCCGUCCCCUUCCCACCGUGAGGCCCUUACCCCAGGAACCCCUGGAGCUCCUGGUCCUAGCACCUCCUGCCUUCGUCUGGUCAGCAAAGCAGCCACCAGUGCAGACCCCCUCGCUCUCCGCAGUCCCAUGUCUUUGCCCUCCGGUUCAUACCCAGCUCAUUUUGGCGUGGUGUCCCACGCAGGACUGAACGGGGAGCUGGCCAGCCCAGGAGGUUUCGGCGGGGCUCUAACUCUGUCCCCACAAAUCAGUGCGGCAGCCAGUGCCUACUCCCGAAGCCCCAUGGUGGCGUAUGAGUCUCGAUCUCACCUCAGAGCACCAGGGCUGUCCUCUUCUCUGCCUGGCUCCUCUGGAGGAAAGCCCGCCUACUCGUUCCAUGUGAGCGCAGACGGCCAGAUGCAGCCGGUGCCCUUUCCCCCCGACGCCUUGCUGGGCCCGGGAAUCCCUCGCCACGCACGUCAGAUCCACACCCUGAACCACGGGGAGGUGGUGUGCGCCGUCACCAUCAGCACCUCCACACGACACGUCUACACUGGAGGGAAGGGCUGCGUCAAGGUGUGGGACAUCAGCCAGCCGGGCAGCAAGAGCCCCAUGGCCCAGCUGGACUGUCUGAACAGGGACAACUACAUCCGCUCCUGUAAAAUCCUCCCCGACGGGCGAACCCUGAUCGUCGGCGGGGAGGCCAGCACGCUGUCCAUCUGGGAUUUGGCCACGCCCACCCCCCGCAUCAAGGCGGAGCUGACGUCGUCCGCCCCCGCCUGCUACGCCCUGGCCAUCUCCCCCGACAACAAGGUCUGCUUCUCCUGCUGCAGCGACGGCAACAUCGUCGUCUGGGACCUUCACAACCAGACGCUGGUCAGGCAGUUCCAGGGCCACACAGACGGAGCGAGCUGCAUCGACAUCUCCAACGACGGCACCAAGCUGUGGACGGGGGGGCUGGACAACACGGUGCGCUGCUGGGACCUCCGAGAGGGACGGCAGCUGCAGCAGCAUGACUUCACCUCGCAGAUCUUCUCUCUGGGCUACUGUCCGACAGGCGAGUGGCUGGCUGUGGGAAUGGAGAGCAGCAACGUGGAAGUCCUGCACGUCUCCAAACCUGACAAGUACCAGCUGCACCUCCACGAGAGCUGCGUCCUCUCCCUCAAGUUUGCCUCCUGCGGCAAGUGGUUCGUGAGCACAGGAAAAGACAAUCUGUUGAAUGCAUGGAGGACACCAUAUGGAGCUAGUAUUUUCCAGUCCAAGGAGUCCUCAUCCGUGCUGAGCUGCGACGUCUCCCCGGACGAUAAGUACAUAGUGACGGGCUCCGGGGACAAGAAGGCCACGGUGUACGAGGUGGUGUACUGAGGGCCGGGACGAGAUGGCGAGGGGCAGGACGGAGACUUUGGGGGGGUGAUUGAGAAGAUGCACCCAGUUGCCAACUGCUACCAAUCUUCAUUACAUCAUCAUCGACAGCAGCAGCGGCCCCUCUGUCUCAGUCCUCUUGAGUCCUUCUGACCCUCACCCCUAAUACAUCUCCCCUCUCCCCCUUUUUGCUGUGAUAUAAGCUACUGUAGAAGCUCCCUAAUGCCCCCUCCCCUCGUCCGCCUUCCACUUUGAGCCCAAGGAUGAGGCAUGAUAGCGUACAGAGAGAGAGAGAGAGGAGAAACAGCGAGAUAAGGAGGACAAAGGAAAAGAGCAGUGGAGCAUAAAGAUAAGGUCGGGAGGAGAAAGGAGGGAAAAAUGAGAAGAAAGCGAGAGUGCGGAAGGAAGAGGGAAUAAAUGGGAGGAAGAGGAGGACAAAAAGAAGAAGGAGGAGGAGGCAGGCAGGCUAAUUAGGGCUGUUUCCAGAUUAAGAGCUCCGUGGAAGGGAGGCCCCCAGAGGAGGCGCGGAGUGGCACUGUGGGAGCGCCAGCCAGGAGCACUGAUACCACACAAUCGAUUCAUUAGCCAGACAGAGGAAGCCUUAAUGAGGCUGACGCCGCAGCGAGAGGUGUCAGGAGCUGGGGAACGAUGACGCUCGGAGAUGGAGGGGGCCGCUUCAGAUAUCCACAUACAUGAGACAUAGGCCCUGCUCACAAUACACACACGAACACACACACGCUUGGGUACAUCCCCUUGAGGUAACCGUAGGAAGAGAGAAACACACACACACAACACACAGAGCACCCAAUUAAACAUUCAUCGCCGCGCUCCCUGUCUCACUGCUUAAUAUCUAUUUUAUUUCUGUCUGACAAAGGCAGCGUCUUAAUGAGCAGCCGAGUCAAUGGGAUCCUCCCGGGGCCCCGAGACACAAACAGGGAACAUCAGCCGAGCUGUUCCCUCUAAUUCCUCCGGAUUGUUCUCCUGACACCGGGCACCGCUCUCACUCUCAUUACAGGCACUGUCGGCCCGGUGACGUAGCACCGCGCGGCAACUUCACUGUCAGGCAAACAAGAGGCAAAUUAACACCACCCUGCCGCGCUGUCAUCAGCAGCCAACCACGCCGCGACUAAUCCGACUCCUUUCAAACCGCACGCAACACGUGGCUGCUUCUAUUCACCGAUGAGAUCACAUGUUUGGUGGAGUCGUUAUCCGCGUCACCGCCUGUCUGAUGAGGAGCCAGUGCUCAAAGUGCUCUGGACCAAUAUUUGACAAGCUGUUGAUUGAUGUGAGUUGAAAUGCUCAACACCUUAACGGAAACAUUUCGUUAAAUAUUCUUCACGGCUUUCUUGCUGAUAUUGAGAUGAGCAGACUGACACCACUCUCAUGUGUGUGCUUAGUAUGAAGCCACUGCUAGCGGCCUGCUCUCUUAGCUUAGCAUAAGGACUGAGAAGCAGGCAGCUUAGUGCUAACUGAGCAAACAACCAAUCCCAGCACCUCAACGAUCAAUAACUAAAACAAAUACAAAAGUGUCAAAUUUAACAAAUCGCCCACUUUUUUUUGGUCAGGCCCAGUUGCCUGGCAACCACAUCCCUAACCACAGACUGUAAAUAAAGAUGGACGACACAUCUCCAUUUCCUCCUGUUGUACAAAGAUUUUGCAAAAACAUCUCAGAUAGGGGCACGGCCAUCUUGUCCUUUUGACGUCAGCGUCUCUAAAGAAGCAAGAUCCACGCCAUGUACACACUCGACCAAUAGUGUGUCAGUCUAAGCUGUCAAUCAUGACGUUAACCACGAUUUUAUAGCAUAAAAUCAAAUUAUAAAGAAAAUAAUCAGUAAAAGCGAGAACUUGAACCAGUUUCAUAAGUACUACCUAAAAUGACAGUUUGAGUUUGGUCCAGGCCCCAUAAGCUAACAUGGAGGAGGCAGGGUAUAUUAACUAUACAGCUGCCAGCCAGGAGGGGGCGAACAGGGGGGGUGGCUUCACUUUUGGGGGAGCUGUCAUGUCGUCCUUCUUUAUAAACAAACCUUCUGAACUUCUGGAUAGAGCCAAUCCAAUCUGUGAGCUGAGGUAGGUCAGCUGCUGGCUUCUUACUUACAGACAUGAGAGAGGACUCAGUCGUCUCUUCCAACUCGAUGAAACAAAGCCAAUGAGCAUUUUUCCCAAAGCGCCAUUUUUUUCCUCUAAACCUUUUUCUUACUUUUGAAUGGUCCUUGUAUCAAACUCUAAACUGGCAGGCGAACAGUAAAUCAGAGCUCUGCUUCUUUAGAACAUCCGU